UUUCCUUCUUUGUGGGAUUCUUCAAACAUGUAGAUGCAGGUGCGUGUGUUAUUGACGUCAUUGGAGUAGCAUAAGAGAGGAGAAGAGAGGCUUUAAUGUCCUCUUCUUUCACCGGUCAUCGAACCCAAAAGCACAAUUUUCCUAACACUGAAAAUUAUAGUAUAAUGGCGGAUAAUUCGUGGGAUAUAUGUGUGGAAGAAGCAGUGAAUGUGCUUGAAUCCAGGCAAAUCCUUCGAUCUUUGAGACCCAUUUGUAUGUCUAAGCAAAAUGAAGAAAAUUUUGUGAAAAGCAGAGGCAAUGAAGGAGAUGAGUACGAAGUGUUCGACGGUUUGUGUCAAUGGGAUCGAACUUCAGUCGAGGUCUCUGUGUCAAUACCCACAUUUCAGAAAUGGCUUCACGAUGAACCCAGCAACGGAGAAGAGAUUUUUAGUGGAGAUGCAUUAACUGAGAAUAGAAAAGAAAGAUUCAAGAAGCUACUUUUGUUCUCUGGAAAUGAUUAUUUGGGUUUGAGCUCACAUCCUACAAUAUCAAACGCGGCUGCAAACGCAGUCCGAGAAUAUGGUAUGGGACCUAAAGGUUCUGCAUUGAUAUGUGGUUAUACUACUUAUCAUCGUUUGCUUGAGUCUAGUUUGGCAGAACUGAAAAGGAAGGAGGAUUGUCUUGUUUGUCCUACUGGUUUUGCUGCCAAUAUGGCUGCAAUGGUUGCUAUUGGAAGUGUUGCUUCUCUUUUGGCUGCUAGUGGGAAACCUCUGAAAAAUGAAAAAGUGGCCAUCUUUUCUGAUGCUCUGAAUCAUGCAUCAAUUAUUGAUGGUAUUCGUCUGGCUGAACGACAAGGAAAUGUUGAAGUUUUUGUUUAUCGACAUUGUGACAUGUAUCACCUUAAUUCGUUACUAUUAAGUUGCAAAAUGAAGAGGAAGGUCGUGGUGACUGAUAGCUUAUUUAGUAUGGACGGUGACUUUGCACCAAUGAAAGAGCUCUCUCAGCUUCGGAAGAAGUAUGGCUUCCUCCUAGUAAUUGAUGAUGCCCAUGGAACAUUUGUUUGUGGAGAAAAUGGUGGUGGCGUGGCCGAGGAAUUUAACUGUGAAGCCGACAUAGAUUUAUGUGUGGGCACUUUGAGUAAAGCAGCAGGGUGUCAUGGCGGAUUCAUUGCUUGCAGCAAAAAAUGGAAGCAGCUGAUACAGUCGAGAGGUCGCUCAUUCAUAUUUUCAACAGCAAUCCCUGUCCCAAUGGCUGCAGCUGCUUAUGCAGCAGUUAUAGUGGCGAGGAAGGAGAUAUGGAGAAGAAAGGCAAUAUGGGAGAGGGUAAAAGAGUUUAAAGCAUUAUCUGGAGUUGACAUCUCAAGCCCCAUCAUCUCACUUAUUGUAGGCAAUCAAGAGAAAGCCCUCAAAGCGAGCCGGUAUCUAUUAAAAUCAGGCUUUCAUGUUAUGGCAAUAAGACCGCCCACAGUGCCACCCAAUUCUUGCAGGCUAAGGGUGACACUGAGUGCAGCACAUACCACAGAAGAUGUUAAGAAACUAGUCACUGCGCUUUCGUCUUGUUUGGACUUCGACAACACCCCCACCAUUAACAUUCCUUCCUUUCUCUAUCCUAAACUCUAAAAGACCGUUUACUGUUGUCUCAAAUAUUCCAAAACUCUAAUUCGAAAUCUGCUCGUGAUAUUUUCGGUGGAUAAUCUAUUGAACUAGAGAGUAACAUGUAUUGUUGUAAUCCCUCCUACUUUGCAAAAAUGAGCAGUAUAUUUGAACAUA
Molecule: messenger RNA, 1748 nt
Organism: Capsella rubella
Lineage: Eukaryota; Viridiplantae; Streptophyta; Magnoliopsida; Brassicales; Brassicaceae
Product: 8-amino-7-oxononanoate synthase
Exons: 10
Coding region: 96-1598 (500 amino acids)
Biological process (GO): biosynthetic process
Molecular function (GO): pyridoxal phosphate binding
Source: RefSeq, a predicted model, not a curated record